AUGGAUUCUUCUGAUGUUGUUGAAUAUCGGCUUCUUUUUAAUGAAUCAGCAAAUGUGCCUGACGUUACUGCAGUGACUAUUUCAUAUUUAUUUUGUAUUUUUGGUGGCUCGUUGUCAGUUCUCAUAAUGUGUGGAAACCUACUUGUAAUCAUCUCUAUUGCUUACUUCAAACAGCUCCACACUCCUACAAACUUCCUGAUGCUCUCUCUGGCUGUGGCUGACCUGCUAGUUGGACUUUUCAUCUUGCCUUUCACUGUCAUCCUCUUUGUCAGCUCAUACUGGCGUCUGUAUGAUCUACUUUGUAGGGUACGGAGCAGCUUAGAUAUGUUGCUGUCCAAUUCUUCCAUAUGGAACAUGUGCUUCAUUUCUGUGGACAGAUAUUAUGCUGUGUGUCAUCCUUUGAUAUACAGAAUUAAAAUAAAUGUCCGUGUUGUUGGGAUCAUGAUCAUGGUGUCCUGGACUGUUGCCACUCUGAAUGGAAUUAUUAUCACAUUCCAGGCCCCAGAUAAAGGACAAAAAAACAAGAGGUGUGCUUCAUUUCAAAAUAAAGCACAGGGUACAGUAGUUGUGGCAGCUUUAAUUACAUUUUUUUUCCCAGCUAUUGUGAUGCUUGCACUCUACCUAAAGAUUUUCAUGGUGGCACAGAGACAAGCACGCAGCAUCCUGAGCAUGGCAAACUCUGCUGCAGCUGCCAGUAAAAUGGAGAGAAAGGCGACUAAAACUCUGUCUAUUGUGGUGGGGAGUUUUCUCCUGAGUUGGACGCCUUUUGUUCUAUGUAUGAGCUUUAAUCCUUUCAGCAAUUAUACAAUACCUUUUCAUGUCAUGCAAUUUUUUAAGUGGCUUGGAUGGUCAAAUUCAAUGUUCAAUCCCUUUAUUUAUGCUUUCUUUUACAGCCAGUUUCGAUCAGCUUUCAGGAUGAUCAUGACUGGGAAAAUAUUUCAAGAUGUCUCUAAUUGUAAGCUCUUUUGA
Molecule: messenger RNA, 969 nt
Organism: Solea solea (common sole)
Lineage: Eukaryota; Metazoa; Chordata; Actinopteri; Pleuronectiformes; Soleidae
Product: trace amine-associated receptor 1-like
Exons: 1
Coding region: 1-969 (322 amino acids)
Biological process (GO): chemical synaptic transmission; G protein-coupled receptor signaling pathway, coupled to cyclic nucleotide second messenger
Cellular component (GO): membrane; dendrite
Molecular function (GO): neurotransmitter receptor activity; G protein-coupled serotonin receptor activity
Source: RefSeq, a predicted model, not a curated record